GGAAGUGGAGCCCUCUGUCCCUCCCCACUUGCAAAUUCAAUUCUCAGCCACAGAAAGAAGUGGUGAUGAAACCAUCUCUUCUCAUCAUCAUGAACUUGUUAAAGCCAUACCAGACCAUUGGCUCUCAGUCUCUCAGUCACUCACUCCCAUGGCUUCUGCAGCUGCAGCUGCUCCAGCUUCUUCAUUCUCUCUCCUCCGGCUGAGGGCCCGAAACAGUGGCAGCAACCAAAGGGAAGAUCAGCAGCUAUGGAGAACAAGGGCAGUAUGGCAAACAACAAGAAGAAGAGGAAGAAAAACAAGGCAUAGUAGUUUGGGAGUAUUUGCGUCGGCGGUGCAAGGGUCAGAAGGAGGGAGACAAAGGGCACCUCCAGGCGUUGAUACAAGAAUUCAUUGGGAGAAUGAAGAUGAAGGCUGGAUUGGAGGAAGUAACUCACAAUCAACAGCAGCAGAAGAGGACCAGAGCAGUCUCUUGGGUGAAAAGUUUUCUGAAUUGCUUAACAGUUCAUCUGAUUCCCAUUAUCAGUUCUUAGGAGUAGCAGUAGAUGCAGACGUGGAAGAGAUAAAAGCAGCUUACCGUAGAUUAUCAAAAGAGUACCAUCCAGACACAACAUCGCUGCCGCUGAAAGUAGCCUCGGACAAGUUCAUGAAACUCAGAGAAGUGUAUGAUGUUUUGAGCCAUGAACAGAAACGCAACUUCUAUGACUGGACACUGGCUCAGGAAGCUGCUAGCCGGCAAGCUGAGAAGAUGAGAAUGAAGUUGGAGGAUCCAUAUAUGAAAGAAAUAGAGAACUAUGAAUCAGUCCCAGAUUUGGUGGAUCAGCUCGGAGGUAGGAACUUGAAGCUGAGUGAUCAGGCUAUGACGGCUCUUACCUUUGAUGUUCUCAUCAUAGUUUUCGCUAUUUGUUGCAUCAUUUAUGUGAUUUUCUUCAAGGAACCAUAUUAAUAGCUAGCUAAUAAAGACACUUGUAUAGUUAAUGAAAUUGAAUCGCUACAGUUUAAUUUUGGAAAAUGUUAUACGAAGUAUCCGAUUUUCUUACCA
This is a messenger RNA of Camellia sinensis, 1039 nucleotides long. Lineage: Eukaryota; Viridiplantae; Streptophyta; Magnoliopsida; Ericales; Theaceae. The record is from RefSeq and is a predicted model, not a curated record.